Messenger RNA from Kogia breviceps (pygmy sperm whale), 1547 nucleotides. Lineage: Eukaryota; Metazoa; Chordata; Mammalia; Artiodactyla; Physeteridae. The record is from RefSeq and is a predicted model, not a curated record.
AAGAGGUAGAUGCUAACAAACAGGUUUUGGCAGCCAACUCUGCCGCCUCUGGCUCCCCUGUCCCUGCCUGAGCAUCAUGAAGAAGCUCAGAAAGACCCGAGCCAACCAACUGGACAAGUUCAUCGAAGACCGCCUCCUGCCAGACGAGGAUUUCCGCACGCAGGUCAAUGAAGCCAUCCACAUCAUCUGCAGUUUCCUGAAGGAGAGGUGUUUCCAACGGGCCCCCCACCCUGUUCGGGUGUCCAAAGUUGUGAAGGGUGGCUCCUCAGGCAAAGGCACAUCCCUCAAGAGCCAAUCAGAUGCUGACCUCGUCAUCUUCCUCACCAGUCUCACAAGUUUUCAGGAACAGCUUCAGCACCGAAGAAGAUUCAUCAAGGAAAUUAGGAGACAGCUGGAAGCCUGCCAAAGAGAGGAAAUAUUUGAAGUGGAGUUUGAGGUCCAGAAACAGCGAAGGAAGAAGUCCCGUGCUCUCAGCUUCGUGCUCAGGUCCCCUCGGCUCCUCCAGGGGGUAAAGUUCGAUGUCCUGCCUGCCUUUGAUGCCCUGCGUCAGUUGACCAAAGGCUACAGACCUGACCCUGAAGUCUAUGUCCAGCUUAUCCAAGAGUGCGAGUCCCUGGGGAGAGAGGGCGAGUUCUCCCCCUGCUUCACGGAGCUGCAGCGAGCCUUCCUGAAGGAGUGUCCAACCAAGCUGAAGAGCCUCAUCCGCCUUGUGAAGCACUGGUACCAAAUGUGUAAGAUGAGACGUGGGAAAAAACUGCCCCCACAAUAUGCCCUGGAGCUUCUGACAGUCUAUGCUUGGGAGCAAGGAAGCAUGGAAACAGAAUUCAGCACAGCUCAGGGAUUUCGGACUGUUUUGGAAUUAGUCCUGAAGCACCAGCAUCUCUGCAUCUACUGGGAAAAGUAUUAUGACUUUGAAAACCCUAUUAUUGGACAAUACCUGAGAAGGCAACUUGCAAAACCCAGACCUGUGAUUCUGGACCCAGCUGACCCUACUGGAAAUGUGGCUGGUAAAGACCCAUAUAGCUGGCAGCUGCUGGCACAAGAGGUUCGAGUCUGGCUGAGGUACUCAUGCUGUAAGAAUUGGGAUGGGUCUCCAGUCAGCACCUGGAAGGUGCCGGUGGGACCUCCUCAUUCCCUCAUGUGACCUGAUAUUAGGCAUGUCGAAAUAACAACUUCUAGAAAUACUGCGUUAAAUCAAAUUGAAUUUCAUCUCUGUCUUUGUACUCUUUUACUGUGGUUACUAGAAAAUGUAAAAUUACACAUGUGUUCUGCCCCAGAAUGAAUCACUGGGUUAGACAAUAGGCUUACCAACUCACAUUGUCACCCCGUCUUGGUACCAAAAACAACAUUGCAUUUACAAAAGUCCAGUCAAUGAAAACUCCCUUAAGGGGCUUCCCUGGUGGCGCAGUGGUUGAGAGUCCGCCUGCCGAUGCAGGGGACGCGGGUUCGUGCCCCGGUCCGGGAAGAUCCCACAUGCCGCGGAGCGGCUGGGCCCGUGAGCCAUGGCCGCUGGGCCUGCGCGUCUGGAGCCUGUGCUCCGCAGUGGG